AUGGAUAGGCGUCGGACCGGACAAAGUCGGGGAGAUCGGAAGCCACCAGGGCCGCGUCGUCGGCAAAGGCCGCGACGGCGGCAGCGAGGCACACGAGGCGGCGGCAGCGCUCCGCGACAGUCGGGUGGUGGGCCUCAGGCCGGCGCUGGAAGGGAUGAGGCCGGGUGGAAGACCGCCGCGGAGAGGGGCAAGGAGACCGCCGCGAGGAGGUCGGCGGGGAUGACGGCACCGGAGGUGCGGAGGAGGCUCGGUGUGGGCAAGGGCGAGGCCGGCGCUGGGAGGGGCGGAGGCUUGCGCAGGGAGGUCCCUCCUAGGCGGCGUGGAGAGGGGCAGAGGAGGCCGGCGGCGGCGACUCCAAAGUCCAAACCCCUCCGAGCGAUGCGGGAAUACGCAGCUGCGUGA
Molecule: messenger RNA, 402 nt
Organism: Miscanthus lutarioriparius
Lineage: Eukaryota; Viridiplantae; Streptophyta; Magnoliopsida; Poales; Poaceae
Source: the annotation of a GenBank genome assembly